CAUGGAUCUUCCGCAUCGAAUUAUCGGAAACUUGAUGUAGGAUCAUCCUGACGUCGCAGUAGCAGCACGACUCAGCUGUUUGCCUGUCAUUACUGUUUUCGUUCUUCAAUAUCGUCUCAGUCGGACGAGCUGGUUACGUCGAUUAUCAAAGUCCCUGCCUUGACAAGAUCAAAUCCUGUUUAGUUGGGCGCUGCAAAGUAGAGAGAGAGCUUCACGUUCGGCUGCGUCGCGUAAGCUUCGCAUCGGGAACGGAUUCAGUUUCGGUUUAUGUGUGUGAACAGUGGUCGUGGAGAAAUUCUAUGAAUAUAAAAAUAAAUCCCGGGGUCAGAUGAAGAAGUAGAGCUACACUAGAGCAACAACAUGACUACACCAGGGCGAAAGCAGGAUGAAGCGGCAGAUUACAACACUCCGCAAGAACAAAUGGCGUUCUUGCAACCGGUUUGCGACGCUUGGGCCGACCUGUAUUGCCGCGUAUCCAACGAAAUCGGGCAGGAAGAAAGCCUCGACACGAAGAAGGAAACACUGCAUUUGAAGCUGUUUCCGCUUCUCACAGCUGACGUUGACAUGUUCGGCAUGGUAGGGAAAGAGAAAACGGUGAUUCCGACCGUUGAGAAGUUUUUUCUGGAAUCGUACGCCAAAAACCUCUACUGGGACUACAAGGUCGUUGACAGGAAAGAUUGGCCCGAAGAGGCUUUCGCCUUUGCGUCGGAACAAAAGGAACCACAGCUGGCAGACGCUCAUUGGGCGGCAACAGGACCUGUUGACAACAACAGCUUGUCGUGUCCGCUUAUUGCAGUCUUUCAAUUUUCGCGCUACUGGGACGAUAGCGUGGAGGGCAAAAGGAAAGUAGCGCACAACGGAAUAGAACUGAUAGAGUUGGAAGUACGAGACAAAAGCAGUAGUACUCAACAGGAGCUUCUUAAUAAUGCCUUGGUCAAGGAAAGCGAAAGUAGAACGCCUCCGAGUGAUGACUUUCUAUCGGCGAGACUUGUGGCCAAACGCUUCGCUUACUUGCGAAAACCAGACCCGCCAGAGCCUGCAACUGAACUGAAGGGAUGAAACACAAUUCUUGACAAAGCAGAUUCUCAUUAUUGUGAAGGUUGCGCAUGUUCUCGCUGGCGAAUUUACCUCGCAAAGCAAGAGGAGACGUCCCCGGAGGUGCAACCGAGCAUGAUCUUCUUGGUCACCCGGCCGAAAAAUUGGCAGAGAUCGGAAAGAACCUG
Messenger RNA from Amoebophrya sp. A120, 1223 nucleotides. The record is from the annotation of a GenBank genome assembly. Lineage: Eukaryota; Dinophyceae; Syndiniales; Amoebophryaceae.